AUGUCUGUAGAGGGUCUCAUUGGUCUUUGGGAAGGUGCUUCCACCCACCCCUUUUCCCCUGCCGUUGGGAAGAACAGUCAAUUCGCGGUCGGAUUUAUCCUCCUACUUUCAGCAUUCAUCGUCUCUGGCAUAUUCGCUUUCAACCGAUCAUUAGCUACCGUCCCCGCCCUAGGAAUUCCCGCGUCUUUGGCGUUUGGGUUCGGAGCCGUGUAUAUGAUUUGUGCUGUGGGAGUUUACGUUUAG
Molecule: messenger RNA, 243 nt
Organism: Eremomyces bilateralis CBS 781.70
Lineage: Eukaryota; Fungi; Ascomycota; Dothideomycetes; Eremomycetales; Eremomycetaceae
Exons: 4
Coding region: 1-243 (80 amino acids)
Biological process (GO): protein N-linked glycosylation
Source: RefSeq, a predicted model, not a curated record